AGUUUCUCAACGUCAAAGUACUUUUACACACGCAAAGUGUUUUUCUCCGGUUUGUGAGAUUUUUUUUUUAGAAUUUUACCAAAAAUUUGUGUAUUUUUCUCAUCGUAGUGUCUCCAAAAGUGAUCAGAAAUGUUAGAUCUCUUGUUUUCCAUCCACAAAAAGGUCCCUACAGUGCUCCCAAUUGAUACAAGCAACUCAAAGAAUUUUGUUACUGUCUCUUCUGGCAAUAUCAUCGCUUUUACGUCCAAUUUUGAUCUGACCACGGGAGCCUAUGGAUACCAUUCCUAUGUCUGCGACGUGAACACCCCGUGGAAUGUGUACAAAGUCACAUCCAACAAGUACCCAAUCUCAAUCCUGGCCUGGGAUGUUCUCGGAAAGUAUCUCUUAGUCGGGGAUACCUUUGGUUCAAUCUGUAUUUGGAUGCAAAAAGAUAAUUUCUUGUCGGAAUGGAGUCACGUUUAUACAGCCAAUUUCCCUGGAGAGUGUAUCAUCAAGGCGGUAUUCUUCCACAAUGGCAGGAAGAUUGCAUUCAACAGUGAGAAGAAGGAAGCCUCAUCGUACUCAGAUAAAUUUCAGAAAGUCAAGUUUUUUCCCAGCGUGAGGCAAUUUGGUGGGGUUCCUACUGAGGGAUUCCUGGUUAUCACAGCUAGCGGCCUAAUUGGGGCUGUGGCAAUUCCGCCGGAACAACCAACACCGCCCUCCCCGGUAGCUCCGGCAAAUCCUCCAGCUCAGCCGGCAACUACUCAGGCACAGGCUCCUCCGCUGCCUCCCCCUGCUCCUCCAACUCCUCUGACUCCACACAUCUUGACCACAGUCACUGAGAGCCUGGGGCAGACGAGAAGUUUCUACACGACUGCUGAUGUCUGCUAUGGAAAAAAUGGUCACUUCCUGAUUGCUGCUUCCAACAAUGAAUGUCGGAAUAAAACCUUAAUUGUCCAAUGCUUCAGAGUGAUUGUCAAGAAGACGGAUGAGAAAUUGACUAUAACGAGUCACUCUCUGCCCAGUUUCUUCAUUGAUGAAGGAAUUGGGCGAGAUUUGCCUGAUUUGGAUCUACUGAAGGUCAAAUGGACCUUCCAGGAGGACACAGACACUCUUAUUGUGGCAAUGAAUUCCAGUAUUGGGGGUUUUAUUGAGGUUUGGGGCCUUGUGGAAAAAUCCACUCCCAUCCACAAACUCUUCCAGGCCAAUAAAUCUGAGGUCUUCAAGGCUUUUGUUUGGACUCCUCAGAGUCACUUUAGGUACUCUUCGAAGAUUUUGAAUAUCUGUACCAGUAAACUUCAGCUGGGAUCUUCUGGGUAUAUUUCUGUGGUGAUGGCAGAUAAUUCUGUAUUUUGUCUGCAUCGAGAUACUCUCAGUAAAGCAGCAACGGGUAGUUUGAAUGUAACGCAUCGAAUGGAUAUGAAUGAUAGCUCAAAACAGGUGAAGCUAAGUGCUACUCCGAGGGAUAUUGAUGCUUCCUGGAUGGGGCAUUUGUUGGUGUGCCUGGACAAUUUGGGACAGUUGUUUGUGUUCAAGAGCAACAACAUGCCAGAACAACUUGGAAUGCCAUCAACAAUCCAACAUACUGUCUCCCUUCUGGAGUAUUGCAUUGUGGCUGGAUAUGACUACCUGGAUAUUCUUCUGGCCAUCAGAUCCAGUACCAUUGACAAUAUUGUUGAGAGAUUGUCUGAGAACUUCAAUAGACAAGUCAAUCCCAUUCAGCAAUUUUACUAUGUGAACUUUCUCACCAUGAAGACGAAUCUCUACAGAUUGUCUCCUUCUGGGCAGAAUAAAUCACAAGAUCUGGCAUGUUUGCUAAUGCUUCAUUCCAUUUUGAUAGCUUUCAAGAGUCUUCUGAGACCUUCAGAUCUUACCUGCCAUGACAAGGGUCCUGCAGAAUAUCUCGCCAUGGGUUUAUCAGAGUCCAACACUGACGUUGACAAGGUCCUGCUCAAUCUCGAGGCAAAAGACUUUACUGUGGAACCAUCGACUCUUCAGAGUCUUCAGCAAUUGAUUCAGUGGGUCUCUGACUUGGCCCUCAAUAUCCUUGCUCGACUUCCAGAAACGAGGUCAAGUGGAGGCAAUAUGAAAAAUACAGGGUACGAAAUCAGCCAUGAUGUUGUUGCCCUUAACAGUAUCCGGGAGCUUUUGGUGAUGAUCAGAAUUUGGGGCUUAUUGAAGGAACAAUGUCUCCCAAUAUUUGCCCGAGCAGAUAAUCUUGAUAUUCUCUCGACACUCUUUAGACUUCUGACCCGUUUAGCGUUCAAUCCCAAUGAACCAGAUGAUAUGCUUUUGGACGAAUGCUGUUUAUUGCCGAGUCAAGUGAUGAUUCCGCAGAUGCCUUUUGUCAGCAUGAGAGUCUGUGUAGCUUCUCCACUUCUGCCGAAUCUCAAUCUUCCACUCUACUUCGAGUAUCACGUUGAGCCGGAGUGUCUGAAAUUCUCAGCCGAUAACAGUCCUCUGGAGAAUGGUGGAUUGUCCAAUGACAGUGUCGUGGACUCUGUGCGUCAUCUGCAACUGGGUAAAAUGCCCAACUGUACACGAUGCUGCACCCGUUGUUUCGCAGCGACAGCCAUGAACAGUGUGGCCAGGACGGCUGCAAUGAAAGCAUGGGAACAACGAUGGUCCAGUGGAUGUCGCUGUGGUGGCUUCUGGCGCCUACAAUCCUACGUUUAAAUAAACAGAACUUUGUGUAUGUAGAAAAAAAUAUUUAUUUCACAAUUAAACUGCAAUGAUUUUUCCUAAA
Molecule: messenger RNA, 2725 nt
Organism: Phlebotomus papatasi
Lineage: Eukaryota; Metazoa; Arthropoda; Insecta; Diptera; Psychodidae
Gene: MED16
Product: mediator of RNA polymerase II transcription subunit 16
Exons: 10
Coding region: 130-2655 (841 amino acids)
Biological process (GO): positive regulation of DNA-templated transcription
Cellular component (GO): mediator complex
Molecular function (GO): protein binding
Source: RefSeq, a predicted model, not a curated record